This is a messenger RNA of Elgaria multicarinata webbii, 1323 nucleotides long. RefSeq names its product cellular communication network factor 4 (gene CCN4). The record is from RefSeq and is a predicted model, not a curated record. NCBI's taxonomy places the organism in Eukaryota, Metazoa, Chordata, Lepidosauria, Squamata, Anguidae. The transcript has 5 exons. Bases 207 to 1301 code for a protein of 364 amino acids. Gene Ontology annotation, molecular function: heparin binding; integrin binding. Gene Ontology annotation, biological process: cell adhesion; signal transduction. Gene Ontology annotation, cellular component: extracellular matrix; extracellular region.
ACCUGACGUCAGAUCUGUCUUUAAUAAAGCAUCCCGAGAGCCGAAAGGGGAAAAAAAAAAGUUAACUCUACUGUCAGCUAGACUGCUCAUAAAGGACUCCUCUGCAUUCCCCACAAGAGUGGUAUAUAAUUGGAUGCAAAGGAGUUUUCUUUUUCCUUUUUUAAAGAUCUGAGUUCACUCAAUGUAUUUCAUUCUGGUUUCCAGUGAUGAGGGGGUGGCUUUUGCCAUGGAUUCUAGCAACAAACAGCAUUUUACAGGCCUUUUCCCAGAACUCCACUGCUGCCACCACCACACCACCAUCUGCCACCUCCUCCGUGACUGAGGCAUACACACGGACCCAGUACUGUAAGUGGCCAUGCGAAUGCCCAGCUACAGCGCCUGUGUGCCCGGCGGGAGUCAGCCUGCUUACCGACGGCUGCGAGUGCUGCAAGAUGUGCGCCAAGCAGAUUGGGGAGAACUGCACCGAGGCCGACAUCUGCGACGUCCACCGGGGCCUGUACUGUGACUACAGCAGAGACAGACCUAGGUACGAAAUAGGAGUGUGUGCACAGAUUGUUGGCAUCGGUUGCCUCCUCAAUGGGAUCAGGUACAAGAAUGGAGAGACGUUCCAACCCAAUUGCAAAUACAACUGCACUUGCAUCAACGGGGCUGUCGGCUGCAUCCCCAGGUGCACAGACUCCAAGCCGCCCCUGGUCUGGUGCCCCAACCCUAAGCAUGUUAAGAUGGCGGGCAAAUGCUGUGAACAGUGGGUCUGCGACUACUCAAAGAGGAUCAGGAAGACAUCUCCAAGGCAUACCUCCUCAGCAGUUUAUGAAGGAGAAAUUGAGUCCUGGCAGAAGAACUGCAUCCUUCACACCUCUUCCUGGAGUCCCUGUUCCAAGACCUGCGGGGUGGGCAACUCCAUGAGAAUCUCCAACGAUAACGACCAGUGCCGCCUGAUGAAAGAGAGCCGGCUCUGCAACCUGCGGCCAUGCGAGGAGGACAUCACCAAGCACAUCAAGCCUGGGAAGAAAUGCUUAGCAGUGUACAAGAGAGACGAGCCAAUGAACUAUACGCUCUCUGGGUGUGUGAGCAAGACCACCUACAGGCCCAAGUACUGCGGCGUCUGCGUGGACAAUCGCUGCUGCACACCGUACAAGUCGAAGACCAUCGAAGUGAGCUUUGAGUGUCCAGAUGGGACUGGUUUUUCCAGGAAAGUCAUGUGGAUCAACGCCUGCUUCUGCAACCUCAGCUGCAAGAACCCCAACGACAUCUUUGCCAACUUGGCUCAUUAUCACGAUUACUCUGAAAUUGCUAAUUAAGUCAGCUGAAUGCUGGAAAAUA